Sphaerodactylus townsendi is the source of this 676-nucleotide messenger RNA. Its product is annotated as ankyrin repeat domain-containing protein 24-like. The transcript is spliced from 7 exons. The record is from RefSeq and is a predicted model, not a curated record. The coding region runs from base 53 to 676 and encodes 207 amino acids. Lineage: Eukaryota; Metazoa; Chordata; Lepidosauria; Squamata; Sphaerodactylidae. Gene Ontology annotation, molecular function: actin binding.
UUAUCCUUCUCCCUCAUUGUCAGGCCAGGUGUUGGCCUGGUCGGUCGCAUGGAUGGCUGCUCGGUAUCUCCUGGGAGGAACCAUGAAGCAGAUUUGCUUCUGUGCCACCUCCUCCUUUGCAAGUCAAGACUGGACCAAGAACGAUGAGAAGCUCCUUCAGGCUGUGGAGUACAAUGAUGCAGAGAGAGUUGCUUCUCUGCUUCUCCGGAAGGGCUUGGUACCCACCAAGUUGGACUCAGAAGGGAAAUCUGCGUUCCAUCUGGCCUCCAUGAAAGGGAAUGUGGAUUGCCUGGAAGUGAUGCUGGCCCACGGAGCAGAUACCCUGACGACUGACAGCUCAGGUUACACGGCUUUGCAUCUCUCGGCGAAACACGGGCACCCACAGUGUGUGAGCAAACUACUGCAGGCCUCCUGCCCUGUUGAUGUGGCAGACAGUAAUGGACGGACUGCACUGCAUCAUGCGGCGCUUAGUGGAUGCAUCUCUUGCUUGGAGAUUCUCUGUGAUUUCAAGGCUUCUUUGAACACCAAGGACCAGAAUCAACUUGCAGGCUCCUUGCAACAGGGACCACCCCGCACUCAACUACACUACCCACUCACCCCCUUCCCCAUUAAAGUCUUUAACAUAGUGCUGGGCAGAAAUCCAACAGGGGCAGCAGGAGUGGAGGUGCGGCCAUGA